Molecule: messenger RNA, 1044 nt
Organism: Triplophysa dalaica
Lineage: Eukaryota; Metazoa; Chordata; Actinopteri; Cypriniformes; Nemacheilidae
Gene: cryba2a
Product: crystallin, beta A2a
Exons: 5
Coding region: 269-865 (198 amino acids)
Biological process (GO): visual perception; lens development in camera-type eye
Molecular function (GO): structural constituent of eye lens
Source: RefSeq, a predicted model, not a curated record
GGACAAAUGGCAUUCAAAUUGUACAAUUGGUCUGUGUGUUAGAAGUUAUGGGGAACAUUGUUUUUUGAUGAGUCAGAAAAUGGAAGCCCCUUUGCACAAUAGCAGGACUUAAGCUCUCUUUUGAAACAUGCUGCUGAGCUGGCAGUCAUGCUGCACAUUCUGCAGUAACAGCGGCUAUAUAAACCCCCGACAGCGGACCGAUCCCCAAUGUUGAUUACGCUAAAUCUCUCCCGCAUCAGCAUUUGGAGAGGGCAGACAGGUGGCCAUCAUGAAUCAGCGAGAGCAGAUGGAUCAGAGGAGGGGGCAGUGGAGGAUCACAGUGUGGGAAGAAGAGAACUUCCAAGGCAAGCGCUGUGAGUUUAUGAUGGAGUGUCCGAACAUUUUGGACAGGGAUUUCCAAAAGAUCCGCUCUAUCAAGGUGGACAACGGCCCCUGGGUGGCUUAUGAGUACCCAGAGUUUCAGGGUCAGCAGUUCAUCUUGGAGAAGGGAGAUUACCCCUGCUACCAGGCCUGGAGUGGAAACAGCAGCUACCGCACUGAGCACCUGCUUUCCUUUAGACCCAUCAAAUGUGCCAACCACAGUGACAGUAAAAUUACCCUGUACGAGUGUCAGGACAUGAUGGGACGUAAGUUCGAGAUGUGCGAUGACUACCCCUCUCUUCAAGCCAUGGGUUGGUGCAGUAAGGAGGUUCCUUCUAUUAAAGUCAACUCUGGAGCCUGGGUGGGCUACCAGUUUCCAGGUUACCGUGGAUACCAGUAUAUCUUUGAGAGAGACAGACGUCAGGGAGAAUUCAGGAACUAUAAUGAGUUCGGCACCCAGGCCCACAGCAAUCAGAUCCAAUCCAUCCGACGAAUUCAGCACUAAGCUCGCCCUCACUGUUAUCCUAUUGGCUACGGUUUAUCAAGCGACAGAAUGAGAUUACAUGAACCAAAGUAGGCAAUAAACGUUUUUAAUACUCCAGAAAAUGAGUGUGCUUGUCGCCAUUCCUUUGAUUUACCAAGUCUACCCCCAGGAAAUUUAACGUUAGAUCGUUAAAGACUAGA